Molecule: messenger RNA, 273 nt
Organism: Ilex paraguariensis (yerba mate)
Lineage: Eukaryota; Viridiplantae; Streptophyta; Magnoliopsida; Aquifoliales; Aquifoliaceae
Source: the annotation of a GenBank genome assembly
AUGACUAGGCCUCGAGGAUGGGCGAAGAUGCCAUGCGCAAGGUUCAUGGGCACUGCUAAGGGUGAGGCACUGCCAAGCGAGGUGACCCAGAACCUUGAAGGCGAGGCACUUUGGGCAUUGGCUGGUGGGUGUGCUGAUCAUGGAGAAGGCAUCGCUGUGGGCUGGGCUCAGCCAGGGGAGCACGCAGCGGCAUCGCCAGGCCUUACGCACGGCCUAGCGAGUGUGUUGGAAGAAGGGAUGCCAGGAGUUAGGCACCAUGUGGGGACACGCUAA